Colius striatus (speckled mousebird) is the source of this 3437-nucleotide messenger RNA. It is a transcript of the gene PALMD, whose product is annotated as palmdelphin. NCBI's taxonomy places the organism in Eukaryota, Metazoa, Chordata, Aves, Coliiformes, Coliidae. The transcript is spliced from 8 exons. Bases 251 to 1900 code for a protein of 549 amino acids. Gene Ontology annotation, biological process: regulation of cell shape. Gene Ontology annotation, cellular component: cytoplasm; membrane. The record is from RefSeq and is a predicted model, not a curated record.
CCAACUUGUCAGUCAACUCAUGCCAGCACUCUCCACGUCUGCCUCUUCUACACACCCUCAUUACAUGUGUCUGUCUGGACUGAUCUGCUCAUCUGUUCAGGGACUCUCCUGACAAGUCAAAAAUUCUGCCUUCUUUCUGCCCUGGAAUUGGAUCAGAUCACCUCGGCAUUUUUUGUGGCCCCACCAGGAGGCUUUUUGCUUAUGGUCUCAUUCUGUUUUCUUCACUACUUGUCUGUUUUUGAUUUCUAGAAUGGAGGAAGCCGAAUUGCUGAAGGAAAGAUUCCAGGCCAUAACAGACAAAAGAAAACUGCAAGAAGAAAUUACACUGAAACGUCUAAAAGUGGAAGAGGAAAAAAUGAAACACCAACAUUUAAAGAAAAAGGCCAUGCGAGAAAAAUGGCUCUUGGACGGCCUCAGUUCUCUCACUCCAAAAGAGCAAGAAGAAAUGCAAAAGCAGAAUCGAGAGGACCAGCAACGGACUCAUGAGCUGGAACAAGACAUUUUCAGGCUGGAGAAGGAAAUUGAAGCUCUGGAAAGAGAGGAAAUGGAAGUCUCAGCUAAGGAAGAAGCAAUUUUAAAGAAACUUAAAUCUGUUGAGAAGACAACUGAAGACAUAAUAAAGGCUGUGAAGACUGAAAAAGCUGGAGUUGAAAAAGAGGCAGCAGACUACAUAUAUGCCAGCAUACCUGACCUUCCCAAGUCCUACAGGCCUUCUGCACUGAGAAGUACAGCACACGGUGCCACCGAUGAGGAAGAAAAGAGAAAAGCAUUGUUUGCCAUGGAAAUUAAAGUUGAAAAAGACAUGAAGACAGGAGAAAACACAGUGUUAUCAACAAUACCUCUUCCCUCAAAGGAGUUUAAAGAGACAGGAAUUAAAGUCUAUGACGAUGGCAGGAAGUCAGUCUAUGCAGUGUCCUCAAAUGGCAGCACAACACAAAAUGGGAUGGAUGAACUGGCCCCUGUCGAGGUGGAGGACCUGCUACGGCAGGCCACUGAAAAGAAUUCCCAGUCUCCCACAGAGUAUCAUGAGCCUGUGUUUGCAAACAAAUUUUGCAGGCCAGCUACUCCUCAGAAAGACAAAUUAGUCUCUGGACCAAAACUAGAAGACACACAGAGAAAAGAGAUGAAUGGAUUUAGCAACCAUCAGACAGAGUACUCCUUCAAAGCAGAACCCACUAUGCUGCAACAUAAAGAGAAUGGGCUUGAUCUUCCAAAGAUAAGACAGCAAAAGUCUCCCUCUCCAGUGCCUUCCCAUUCAGAGAAGAAAAUGCACACUAAUCCCGAGACUCUGAUGACACAUACCAAAGAAAGAAAAGCUGUACAUGAAGAACUACACCCUUACCAGAACAAAAGACAUAAUGACACGAGGUUAAGUCCUCACCAUCUUAAUGAAACAUCCCCUGCACCUCAGGACGAGGAAGAUGUUCAAUACAACGUUGUCCAAGCUGUACCAUGUUAUGUGGAUGAUUCUGAACCAGUAACAAUGAUUUUCAUGGGCUACCAGCGCGUUGAUGACGAUGAUGCAGAAGCAGACCAAAAGUUGUCACGAUACGAUGGGGUAAUCCGUGCAGAAUUAGUUAUCAUCGACGAUGAUGAUGAAGAUGACAGCAAGUCUGAGAAGCCGGCAUAUCAUCCCAUAGGCCACUACAGCCAGGUUUAUCAGCCACCAAGCAGGAAAAUCUCAGAAGUCCCAGAGGCGAACCCUGUGAGCAGUGUGGGCACAGGGCUGAACAAGCUACCCCACAAAAACUCCAUCUCCCUGCGGGAACAAGAGGAAUGCUUAAACUCCCCCACAGCCCACGCUCACCUUCCCAGCCAGGCACCCGGAGAUGGCACCGAAGAUCCCUCACUAACAGCUCUGAGGAUGAGAAUGGCAAAGCUGGGGAAAAAGGUGAUUUAACAUCUCUAAUGACAUGCCAAGUAAAAUUCACCACUCAAAGCAGAAUAAAGCUAAGAAGAGUUUCUUCAACACACCUUUUUUGGAUCAUAAUGCUUGUUUUGCUCCUCUGUUUUAUGCAUUUGGGUUAUUUUGACCUCUGCAUAAUCCAAUGGACUUUAACAGACUUUUAGACUUGACCAACUGCCACAUACAUACAAAUCACAUCCUGGCUUUUGUUUAAUGCAGUGGAAGGUUACCUAAGACCACAAAAGCAGUGUAUAGCCAAGUAUGAAGACAUGUGCACACCUGUUCCCACAAUCAGGAAUAACCUGUUGCUAUAUACACAGAGCAGAUAAACAUCCAUCUACAUGGAACAUCACAGGACACUGUUCCACUUCAAAGUGUGCCAAACUACCCGAUUUUGAUUAAAAAUGCCAUUCCCAGCAUUUUUCUGUAAAAGCACUGGUUAAUAAAAAACUAAGCAGGAGAGAUGGGAGCAGGAAGAAAUGUAAAUAGAAAAGCUGGUUUCCCAGAGUACCACCUUGGCCAAAUUUUAAAGCAUUCCUUUUUAAGUGACAGCAAAACAAGCCCAAAUAGUAGAGUCAGCAUUUAAAUAUUUAGCCACCUUCCACAGCCAUCCUACAGCCUGCUCCUUUCUCCAUGCCACAUACAUGCUGUCUACCCACAACCUCACAGAUCAACCCUGUGCAUAACACUAUGAACAGCCUGAACCCCAAGCAUGGUUUCACCUCCCAGCUUGCUCAGAAACUCCUGCUUUUCCAAUGAACUGUUGCCAGACAGGCAGUGCCUGUCCAUCAAAGAAAGAAAGGGGGAAAAAAAAGCUUAGUAUACAGGUUUCAGCUGGCUAGGGAGCUAAAAUUAGUGCAAACGUCCCAUCAGAAACACUGAGUUGCCAAUGGCUUGUCCUGUAGCUGCAACAAAAGGUCUGCUGUGGGUGCAGCCAGUGCUGGGCACAGCUCUCCAGCAAGGCUCAAGAACAGGUUAAUUCUUUCCAUGUGAGGAAGGAGCCAAGAGCCCUUAAAGCAGCCAUAAGGCACAAUAAUACCUAGAAAAGUCACAUACAAGUCACAUUUUUCCAGUAUGCACUUCUUGGGGGGGGUAGCAGAAAAGUGCCUGACAGUUCUACAUCCUUACAUUAAAAUCACUAUGAUAGCUUUGUUUUGCUAGCUCUUAGUCUGGUUUGAAUCACUAAACAACUGAGCUUGUGUUGUUCCAGUAUAGCUGACUCAAAUCAUGUACCAGCAAAAAAAACCCAUAAUUUUUUUGCUGGUCUUCCUUGUUUCAAAGCAGGAAACUGAAGCUACUACCUCAUAGUGAGGCCCAAUGGUAGUAAUCAGCUGACUUGUAGCCUCUAAACACUCAGUGGCUCCCAGUAUGAAGUGGGUAAUAAUAUCAAGUGUUAGGACUUGUCAGAUGAUGGUUACCCAGAGAGUGAAACAGUAGAUAAGAACAAAUAAAUUGAACUCUGUUAUACCUUUCCCUGUCCUGGGACUUGUGGUUUUGUUGGGAUUUUUUGGUUGGGUUUGGUUUGGGUUUU